AUGACCUAUCCUGUGAUAUCCCUUAAACCAAGCUACAAUCCUAUUAUUAGAGGGUGUCCUGGUUUGCCAGACACCCUUCCCAGAAUCGAAUGUGAGCUUAGAAUUAGAUCUAAUGAUGGAAAGCCCUUUUUUAUCAGAAAUAUACAAACAAGUCUCAAAACUCUCGAGUGCUUGAAUACGGGAUUGGGAUCAUUCGCUUCUAAGCGGACAAAAAUGGAUAUUGAAACGGUCCACCAUAAGAGAAGUAUGAAAAUCUCGGACAAAAAACUUGUUGGAUUGGAUAUUCCACUCACGAUUGCCCUUCCAGACGACAUCAAGGAAACGAAUUACAAUUCGAAAAUCGGUCAUUGCUAUACAGUACUUGAAUGUGAUGUUUGGUAUAGUACUAAAGACUCCAGUUCAAGCCAGCUCUGGCAGACCUUCUCGCAUAUCGUGAAUGUAGAGAGGUAUGUGUUGAUCGCAUCACCGCAACUAUAUCCACCAAUAUCGAAAACCAUUACAUCACCAGAUAGGAAGUUCAGAGUACAACUAACGAUUAACAAUCCCUGUGUUACGACGGAUGACCUACUUUCACUGAACUUAACGCUGUAUCCGGAGGCAGCGUCUCAUGGCCAAAAACAAGGAAUUUUCAAUAAACAGGUUAAAAUAAAGAGCAUUUCUUUAGAACUCAGAGAGCUAUUAGAACUCUACGACGCGAAUUCGGAUGUAAGGGAAAAUGUCCUUCAAUCAGUGUCAAAGGUAUACAAUGAACCCAUCCCAGAAUCCGGUUUCAAAGUCAAGUUAAACCUGAGGGUAUUAACCAAGAACCCGCUUCUACAUAUUUACGAGACUUCGUUGAAUGAACCCGCUGUAAUGUAUCAACUACCUUCUCACCCACCCCAGUUAGAACAAGUAAGGCCACCAGAAACAGUAAUUCUUAAGGGCAAACACAUCAAGGAGCCGUUCCAGUACAAUUCAUCCAUCACAACGAGAGGAAAACUAUUCUCUGUUAUCCAUUCUAUCAUGAUAAAGUUCAAGAUAUCGAAAGGCAAAGAUUUUGAAGUAUCAUACCCAAUUGAUGUUUCUCCUUGGCCAAAAACCCACUUGAACCACCUGGAACAGCUUAUAUACCAAGAACGUGAAAUUGCUAAGAAUGCAAGAGCUUUCUACCAAAAUUAUGGUGGUAUAAGACGGAAUAAAAAUGGACAGCUAGAAUAUCCACCACUACCUUCGGUCAUAUACCUUCCCACGAAGGAAUCCUUAACCCAGUUAGGUGUCCUUUAUAACACAGACUCAAAAGUCCCCAGAAGGAUGUUCCUAAUCGAAUAA
This is a messenger RNA of Kluyveromyces marxianus DMKU3-1042, 1308 nucleotides long. RefSeq names its product Rgl1p (gene RGL1). The transcript has a single exon. The record is from RefSeq and is a predicted model, not a curated record. The coding region runs from base 1 to 1308 and encodes 435 amino acids. Gene Ontology annotation, cellular component: division septum. Gene Ontology annotation, biological process: division septum assembly. Lineage: Eukaryota; Fungi; Ascomycota; Saccharomycetes; Saccharomycetales; Saccharomycetaceae.